AUGUCUUCCAGGUCACCUCAAGGCCGAUCGCCACGUCGCUCAAUGCAUGAGAUGGAUCUCGAAGCACUCAAAGAACGACCACGGCGUUCGAUGUCCCCUCGAGGAGGUCCAAGGCCCGUCAGCCGGAGUCCAUCCGCUCAGUAUGACAAUGACCGCCGCGACAAACGUCGUUCGAAAAGCUGGUCUCGGUCUCCGUCGCGUUCUCGGACGUCAUCCCCGAGCCGUAGUCGCAGCCCAAGCCGUGAUUCUCGAUGGUACAGAAAUAGGAGCUACAGCCGUACACCGAGUCCAAGCAGUGGGCUUCCAAGAAGUUCAAAGAUCAUAGUUGAAAAAUUGACCAAGAAUGUCACCACAGCCCACCUUAGAGAGAUUUUUGGUUCAUUUGGUGAUAUCAAGAGUCUUGAGCUUCCCAUGAACCGAGCUUUCAUGACAAAUAGAGGCACGGCCUAUAUUCUUUAUCACGACCCUGCAGAUGCAGAAGCAGCGAUAUCGCACAUGCACGAGGCCCAAUUAGACGGUGCCGUUCUGAAUGUCUCAAUCGUGCUGCCUAGGAGAGCCUUCUCACGUUCGCCGCCACCAGCAGAGAAUGGCCGGGGUGGCUCUGGCCGUCGCAGGUAUGACUACAAAGAGCCUUCAGAUCACCGGUCUUCGCGUAUUCCUUCAAAUGUCCCCAGCAAGGAGAAGAGCGCACAUCCGCGUGGACAGUCCUAG
Aspergillus lentulus is the source of this 711-nucleotide messenger RNA. The record is from RefSeq and is a predicted model, not a curated record. NCBI's taxonomy places the organism in Eukaryota, Fungi, Ascomycota, Eurotiomycetes, Eurotiales, Aspergillaceae.